Molecule: messenger RNA, 1512 nt
Organism: Phialemonium atrogriseum
Lineage: Eukaryota; Fungi; Ascomycota; Sordariomycetes; Cephalothecales; Cephalothecaceae
Exons: 3
Coding region: 127-1035 (302 amino acids)
Biological process (GO): regulation of DNA-templated transcription
Cellular component (GO): nucleus
Source: RefSeq, a predicted model, not a curated record
CUGCACGUGAUAACCAUUCACCUCACCUCGACAUCACCACUGAGUGUGUCAAUUGGAGAAAAUAACACUCCUUGAAACAAACAAAUCGUUGGGGUCUAGGGAUCUGGAAAGAAUUUAAUUCAAAAAAUGUCUGGCCUCGUGGCAUACGAGAGCAGUGACGAGGAAGAGGAUGUCCGUGAAGAAACCCAACCACAGCUCUCGUCAUCGGCUGAGAAUAAGCCCGUUGCGAAACCACAACAUGGCUCCGCCCCUGUAUCAUCAACCUCCACAAAAGCAACAGAGCCACCAAGAGAAAAGAGCUUGGCACUAGGUUCAGCACUGGCCCCCGCGCCGGGGCCAGCACUCGGGCCCGUAAUGGGCCCAGCCCUAGGCCCCUCCCUACCACCAUCCACAUCUUCGACGACAACCCCCAACACCACCACUGCCAUCACCACACCCCUUGCCCCCCUCCCAGAACCGGACGCGGACCUAGACCCAGACGCGCAACCGCAAGACCCGCCACGGUCACCCACCUCGGCAGCCCGAGCCCUCCUCCGCGACCUCACCCUCCCCGCCGUCCCCGACAUGGACAUCCCGCUGUCGCCCCCGCGGCCCGCCAGCCUGGACGCCCUCAACGCCCGCCUCGAGACCCUCUUGGAGAUGAAGCGGCGGCGCGGCGACCUGGCCCCGGCGCACUUCAACGCGCGGCUCGCGGGCAGCGGCGCGCUGCGCAACCCGGCGCUGAUGGACAAGCUGCUCGGGUUUGCGGGCGUCGGGGCCGCCGCGGGGGAUGGGGAUGGGGAUGGGGAGGGCGUUCUGCUGGCGGCAGGGCAGUACGCCACCACGCUGUCGGCGGGGGUCUGGGAUCCGGCCGCGUUCCCCGCAUGGGCGGCCAGGGCGCCGCUGAGGAGGGCGCAGGAGAGGGCGCAGCGGGAGAGGGAGAGGGGGAGGGGUGAGGCGGUGGAUUUCGUGCCGGCUGGGGGGUCCAGGGGGGGUACGCCGGGUGGGGGCGUGGCGCCUGUGACGGGGAAGAGGAAGACGAGGUUUGAUGCUUGAGGGGGUGAGCCCCGGGUAUCUCCCUGGUGCUACCUGCUGCCGUGAAUGAUUCGGGUUGAUUAUUCGGGGCCACCUUGGAGGCUCUUUUUGGGGUGUCUGAAGAUAAUAGAAAUGGGGAAAGCAUCCAUGGGCGUGAAGGCGUAUGGUACGGUAUGGUUUGCUGCUGAGGCUGGACUGGAAAUCGUCGAUACCCGCACGACUUCUCUGUAAAUCAGGGCACGGGACUUGAAUUCAUCAGAGGAAGAAGUUGGUCCUCAAUAGCACUGGCACUUUUUGGGACACGGUUGAGACCAAAUGGACCAUUCCACCCACGGCCAUGUCAUCUCUAGCGGUUGCGUAACGGGGCUCUUUUGAAGAACGGGCGUUCCUUUCUACCGGAUCUCCUCUACUCGAACAAUCACACUCCUCCUUGGGCUACCGGUGGUAAAACAUUGCAUCCAUCCGGGCGGUUUUGGCCUUCAUUCUGUUACAUUCACU